This is a messenger RNA of Prorocentrum cordatum, 865 nucleotides long. The record is from the annotation of a GenBank genome assembly. Lineage: Eukaryota; Dinophyceae; Prorocentrales; Prorocentraceae.
GGGCCCACGGGUUGAGGGUAUGGUGUUGGACGCAUGGCCGCAUGGCGCCUCGCUGAAAAGAAGGUCCUCCAACAUUCCGAGGGGGCCGGGGAGGGGGCGGACGUCAAGUUUCACGCGCCCUGUCUUGCUAAUGCCGGGUGGUCGGCGGAUCGUCCUCGCCAAGUACUUCCUGGCCACUGAGUCACCAGACGCCGUUGAGUUCGGCAACGGCAAGAUGCUCGCUGACAAUUUUCGGUUCUGCGGCCCCGUUAUAGGGCCGCUCACCAAGCACGAGUUCAUGGUCAACGUGAAGGGUAUCGAGUUCGGCGACAUCUUCCCGGACGCCUCCGCCCGGUACCACGAUUUUCGCGUGGACAUGUUCGAGCCAAACAAGGUCUGGUACACGAGCAGGGCCACGGGCCAGAACACGGGGCGUGGCAAGCCCGGCAGCGACACGGAGCUGCUGGCGGGCGAGCCCACGGGCCUCACGUUCGUGAGCGCGCCGGAGGCGAACAGCAUCCGUUUCACGGAGGACGGGCUGGUGGACCAGUUCACGGUCGGCUACGUCAUGGACCGGUCCAUCGGGAACACCGGUGGCCUCGGGGGCUUCUUCGGCCCGCUGUACGCCAUCGGCAAGAACUUCCCGUUCGAGGAGGCCAAGCCCUGGCGGCCGUCUCUGGGCUACCAGAUCUACGUCAGAGUGGGCGCCUUUUUCAACAGGCUCAGGUGCAAGCUCGAGGGGCGGCCCGAGGAGGAUGGGAUCUACAUGCCGACGGGCACGGGCGAGCUCGGGCUGAAGUGAGGCGCCGCCGAGCCGAGCCGGCGGGCCGACAGACUCACGAGGGCGCCCCGAGCGCAGGUUGCGCGUGCGCGGCCGCUUCGCCAA